Trichoderma asperellum CBS 433.97 is the source of this 1588-nucleotide messenger RNA. NCBI's taxonomy places the organism in Eukaryota, Fungi, Ascomycota, Sordariomycetes, Hypocreales, Hypocreaceae. The record is from RefSeq and is a predicted model, not a curated record.
AUGAACUUCUAUCAGGCAAACUUGGCCAUUUUGGCUCUGGUCAAUGCUUGUUUUUUCCUCUAUCGUCAUCGCCCUCGAAAUCACAAGCCGUGUCAUCGCAGCACCCAAGAGGACGAGCCCAAAGAAGUAAUUGCUGUCCGAUUUCAACGGCAAUUCCUCCUUGUCUACACUUUGGUGGUCGCGGCCGAUUGGCUUCAAGGACCAUACACCUACGCUGUAUACAAGUACGAAAAGCAGCUGGCAGAACAGACAGUCGCUCUUUUAUAUGCUUUUGGCUUUGUGUCGGGUGCUGCCAGCGCCCCUUUUGCUGGACAGCUCGCAGAUCAUUACGGAAGACGCACUGCAUGUGUUGCCUACUGUGUCUGCUACGGGAUUACAUGUCUGGCGAUGCUAAGCUACAAUCUUAAGAUCUUAUACGUUGGCCGAUUCUUCGGCGGGAUUGCUACAACUUUGCUCUUCAGUGUCUUCGAGGCUUGGAUGAUUACUGAAUACCACUUGUCGCGCCUGGAAGAAACCAGAGUUUCUCUCUGCACCGUCUUUGCUAGCAUGACAACCAUCAGCAGCAUCACAGCAGUAUGCUCUGGCGUGUUAGGAGAUGGUCUCGUUCAAUAUUGUGAUUCUUCGCUGGCACCGUUUCUGGCCAGCCUUGGCUGCUGCAUUGGGGCCGGCAUCUUCAUCUUGGCAGCAUGGCGAGAAAAUUAUGGCAGCACUGAAACUUGCAAAGGAAGCCCCGAAUCUCAGACGCUCAAACUUCGCAUGCUUGUAACAUUGGUCAACCCCCAGGUCGCAGCCCUGGUCUUUGCUUCGUGUUGCUUUGAGGGCUCAAUGUACCUGUUCGUAUUCUUCUGGCCGGCCGCCUUGGGGAGUGCCAGAGUAAAGUCAGGAUAUCAGGAUGAUCUCCCUCUUGGUCUCAUCUUUUCGAGCUUCAUGUGCGCAAUGAUGGCCGGAUCUAGCAUAUCGACGACUCGGAAUGCUUUAUUUUCGAACAGCAUAACAAUGGAUACACUCUCGUUCAUAUUCAUCAUAGCUUCUGCAGCGUUUGCCGUUUCAACUAUGCUUGGCCAUGAGCAUUUACUCUUUUGGGCCUUUUGUGUUAUUGAGGGUUGUGUUGGGAUAUAUUUCCCAAGAAUGGCACUCAUCAAAAGUAAUGUAGUCGAUGAUUCUGUGCGAGGUGGAGUGUAUAGCACUCUUAGACUACCACUGAAUAUCUUCGUGGUUGUUGUACACAGUCUCGAUCGUGAUGGUCAGGGUCCUUCAAAACCGUUCCACUUUCCCCGUAUACAAUAAUCCUGCUAACCCUUAGAUUAGGCGAUGAGCAUCGAAAUACUGUUUUCCUAGUGUGUUCAGGGCUCUUGCUCGCGGCGUUUCUCGUUAUUUCGAGGCAGACUUGAGGGCCAUGCCGUUAUUCAUCUCUGCUAGGAUCCGCUUUGAUAUCUGGCCUCAUUUGCUUCCUUUUUGGAAGGUGGUCCACAUGCCCACGUUGCUGCGAUUUGGCCCAGCGCUGGUUCGCUUUCAACCCACGUUUGCCGCCGUAUUAAUGCAUGUUGCCGUCUGUAUACAGCUUGGCCAGUACGAUGUUGGGGCCAGA